UAUAACAACACUGCCUUGUAAACAUGUGGUGAACAUGCGUUGAGAAGUUCCGUUGUACUAACUAAAGGAUUUGUUUAAUCAAUAAAAUUUCUAAGAGACUAUUUAUCAUGUUAACUGUCGUGACGAAAUUUGGCGUUAUCUCGAGGCUGUCUCGCAAUGAAUUGAGUAAAGCUGCAGCCAAACAAAUCGUCCUACUAAACAGGAAUUAUAUUAGAGGUUAUAUUAACUGUAAUUCAACACGGUUUUUAAAGAAAAAUCGUCACACAUUAUUGCAAUUGUCUGUACAAAAUCUUAAUUCAAAUAUUGGUUUAUCGUAUUCAACGGAUAAUAACGAACUUAGUUCUGUACAAUAUGAAAAGGUCUGCAACGAGACUUUAGAGUCAUUAACUGAAUAUUUCGAGGAACUAAUCGAAGCAGCAGCGCAUUUGUCAGAUGGGGAUGUGUCCUAUGGAGAUGGUGUACUAACUAUAAAGUUUGGUGAUCCACAUGGUACUUAUGUUAUAAAUCGCCAAACACCAAAUAAACAGAUUUGGCUUUCUUCUCCAAAAUCUGGACCGAAACGUUAUGAUUUUAUAAAUGGCCAAUGGGUAUAUAAACAUGAUGGCAAAACCUUACAUGAGCUACUCAAUAAUGAAAUACCAGCAAUUGUAAAAAAUCAAGCAUGUUUUGAUAAAUGUUCCUUUAGUGGCAAAGAAAAGGAAGCUGUGAUAGAUAAUUUCUCUGUUGAGAAGUACAAAUAAAAACAUUAUUAUAAUA
Linepithema humile (Argentine ant) is the source of this 756-nucleotide messenger RNA. RefSeq names its product frataxin (gene fh). Gene Ontology annotation, biological process: iron incorporation into metallo-sulfur cluster; intracellular iron ion homeostasis. Gene Ontology annotation, molecular function: 2 iron, 2 sulfur cluster binding; ferrous iron binding; ferric iron binding. NCBI's taxonomy places the organism in Eukaryota, Metazoa, Arthropoda, Insecta, Hymenoptera, Formicidae. The record is from RefSeq and is a predicted model, not a curated record. Gene Ontology annotation, cellular component: mitochondrion.